This is a messenger RNA of Acytostelium subglobosum LB1, 2361 nucleotides long. RefSeq lists its product as hypothetical. The record is from RefSeq and is a predicted model, not a curated record. Gene Ontology annotation, molecular function: zinc ion binding; DNA-binding transcription factor activity, RNA polymerase II-specific. Lineage: Eukaryota; Evosea; Eumycetozoa; Acytosteliales; Acytosteliaceae. Gene Ontology annotation, biological process: regulation of DNA-templated transcription. Bases 1 to 2361 code for a protein of 786 amino acids. The transcript has 2 exons.
AUGUUUAUCGCGACACAGACACAACAACAGAAUACCAUGUCACCACCUCAACAACAAUCUCAGCUGAAUAAUAGCGGUGACAAUCAAAUCAUGAUCCAAACGCAGGAGCAUGAUCAACUUCAAUAUCAUCAACAUCAUCAGCAUCAGCAUCAACAUCAUCAGCUUCUCGAUCAACAGCCAUCGUCAAGCCCAGCCGAUCACAUGCCACCUGCUUUGGAUGUCAACAACACGUCCUCCACAUCACAUAUUAUGAUGGACCACAUCAAUGUGGUGCCGGCGCCAUCCAACACUACCUCGGCCACAUUCUCAUCGUGUCCAGCCAAUGGCGGUAGUGCCAGCGGUGUCACCGGUGACCAACAGACACCGGCAAAGAAGCGCACCAAGAAGGCCUGUUUGAAUUGCAGGACUUCAAAGGUGGCCUGUGAUCACAGCAGACCAUGUCUGAGAUGUGUCAGACAUGGCAUUGAGGCAGGAUGCCUUGAUGUGCCAAGAAAGCCAAAGAUCUACCCCAAGCGUGCCAGGUCCGAUGGCAAGUCCAGUGAUGUGUCGUCGGGCUCGUCAUCAUCAGCGUCCACCCUGAUGCAGAGCAUUGAUGGAGCAGCCCCCGUCUCGGCGACCUCGUCGUCAGCUGCUCCCAAGCGUGCCAACAAGAAGGCCAAGCACUCGUCCUCAUCGCCCGACCUCCUCUCGGCCACCAUUCCCACCACAACUUCCACUACAUCCUCCUCGUCCACCAACACACCACCAAUCAUCCCAUCAUCAUCAUAUCAGUUUGGUAGUAUGCCAGACAUCAGCAGUCUGGUCAACAGUGGCGCCAUCAAGUUCCAUCAGCAACUCAUUCAACAACAACAACAACCAAUCCAACAACAACAUCAUCAACAACAACAACAGCAGCUCGACCAUCAGCAACUGCUGUAUCAACAGUACAUGGCCAAUGCUGGUGUGGUCUCGCAGCCCUCCUCACCCAACCUCCUGACGCAACUCAACACCAGCCAGGUGUUUGGCUCACACGCACCCAACACCAACGAUGGCACCAACACCGACGCAUCCUACUCAUACAUCAACGCUAACAACAACAACAACACCACAAACCAACCAUUCAUCCAGUAUGCCCAACAUGACAACCAAACGGCCCUCCAGUAUGGCACCGCCACCUCCACCGUGCCCCACUACAUGCAUAACAACCAGUCGGUUGCCAACCCAGCAUUAUCUCCAACAAGCAUGCCAUCGUCGCCAGUGUCCUCGCUCUCGACACCCUCGCCAUCCCUGUCCGCCUACUCUGGUGAAUCCCCGGGCAGUCCUACACAUGGUGGUGCUGGCCACUUUGAACUUGGCCUUGCCAACAACAAUGGCCACAACAAUGGCAAUGUCAUUGACUACAACAACCUCCAACUCAACAACAUUUCACAGUGUCAUCAACCAUCCUAUGACAUAGCCGGCAGCAACAACCACAACAAUCACAAUAACAACAAUGAGGACAACAACGCCAACACCUCACCCAACUCACCAAACUCCUACGUCCAUCAGUCGUCCGACAUGAUCGUCACUCACUCGGGACCAACAUCCAACUACCACGCCGACCCCUAUAGCUACCAGCAGCAGUGUGCCACCCCCGCCGACCAACAGCAACAACAACAGAUCGUGUCCUACUCUCCACAGCAACAACAGUUGCAGCUCGCCAAUGCCCCAUCAUCCUCGGGCCUCAACGCAACCGACAUGCUACAAUCGUUGUUUGGCAACAGCAUCCUGUCCACGAUCAACAAUAGUGCGGCCAAUGUAUAUACUGUCCUCCCGGACAUCCUGGUGUCCGAGUUCAAGAAGAUCCACCAGUCGCUCGAGAACAUCACCACGUUCCUCCAGUUCCCCUCGGUGCAGCGGCCCGUCUGUCUCCCCACGCCCAAGACGGCCCUGAUCCCCGGCAACCUCUGGCUCCCGUGUACAGAGUCGGUAACCAAGAACCGACCAUUCGCCAGCUGGGGAUUCCCAAACCGCAACCUGAUAGACACCAACAAUGUAUUCGCCAAGAUCUUGGGCUUUGACUCGGAGGAUGACCUGCGGGCAACGUCGACCUCGCCCAUAUGGGACGACUUUGUCCAUCCGCAGAUCAUCCCCUUCACCAACCGCUACGCCAUGGAGGCCGUGAUCAAGGGCAUCAAGAAGUUCCAGCGUCCGUGCGUUUUCAAGAAGAAGCACGGCGGCUACGUCUCUGCCACGGUCCUCGUUGACUUUGACCAAAGCUACACGUCCUUCCAAACGAUCAUCCUACAAAAGCAUGUCGAGCUCAUUGAAGACCUGUCCUCCGAGUACAUCGCCCGUGAAUACCGAAGCAAGAAUGCAUGUUUGGAACUGGAUGACAUUUAA